UGUUACACACGUUCGUAGGGUUGUUGUCGGAGCGAAGGAGCACAUUAUCUACCUGUAGCGAUUGCUACCCAUAGUGGAGUUAAAAAAUUUUCAAUUUAAUAUCAUCACCAUGUUGGAUCUUUCGCCCAAUUUAUGUUUCCUUUUGCUGGCCAUUUCCGCCGUGCUAGUGCAGAAUGUAGGGGCAACCGCUCCGGAUCAUUCAUAUGCGGAUAGUGCACUCGAGAAGGACAACGAAAUGCCCACAAUGCAAAAGCGACCGGCCUUUUUUGUGGGCAGUCGAUAUGGACGGUCUAGUGGAAGUCCUGCCUCUGCACCUGCUGGUGUCGGCAGUUCCAAGUCGCGACGCCUCAUCAUUGUUCCACGUAAUGACCGCUUCUUUUUGGGUUCGCGUUAUGGUAAGCGGAAUGGCGAGUACCUAUCACCAUACGAACAGGAUAGUCUUGGACGAGCUCUUGAGGCCAAGGACUCGCCAAGGGAAUCAAAUCAACACAAUCCGGGGGACAGCAGGCCAAGGCCAGGUGCCAUAAUGUCGUGUGUCUACACGGGCAUCGGUAACUACUUCCGCUGUAGCAAUGCAAAUAACGAGCUCAACAAUAUCAUGAACUCCAGUAUAGAUGAGACUAUGGAUUCCGCUGGGAUGACAGCGGAUGAUGCCAAUACUAAGUAAAGCUGUGGCGGUAUAUAACUGGCGAAUGAUUGACCAACAUUUUGGGCUUGUAGUGGCACAUGGUCCUCCAACUUUCAAUAUAAUCCUUGUUAACCAAUGGCUUAUCUGCGACUUAUGUUUGUAUGUAUGUUAUUUAUUUUUUGACCUACAAAACGAUAUUAAAACUUUUCACAGGGGCUGGAAAAAGUUUUAAUAUCAAUAUCCGAAUAAGUAUUGGCGCUUGCAUACAUGCACACAUUUACAUUUGAUUAUAUAU
Molecule: messenger RNA, 923 nt
Organism: Drosophila willistoni
Lineage: Eukaryota; Metazoa; Arthropoda; Insecta; Diptera; Drosophilidae
Exons: 4
Coding region: 110-667 (185 amino acids)
Source: RefSeq, a predicted model, not a curated record